AUGGAUAAUGUCGUCGGGAACGUGACGUCAUGGUUUCGCAGGGCUGUAGCCGGCGGUUCCGACGAGCCUAAUCGCAGCAGCAGCUCGACGCAGUCUCUACACCAAGGGGUACGCUUCCCCAUUAGAGGAGGCCAGGGUGUUGACAGGACACCAGCAGCAGCAGCAGCAGCAGCUGCGGCAGCAGCGCAACGAGAAGCCAUGAAUCGUCACUGGUCAGCCACAGCAGCAGCAAGAGCAGGAACUGGAGCAGGAGCAGGAGGAGCAGCAGCUGGUGCAGACCGUUCGAGGCAUGUGGGCAUAGGUGGAGCGGGACAAGGCAGCGCAGGGCCAGGCGGAGUGGGGCGAGGUGGGGGUGGAGGUGGUGGGGGGGCGCCAGACACGAGCAACGAUGAGGAGAUAGCGCGGUUGCUGCAGCAGGAGCUGAGCCUUGAGGAGGUGAGGCUGGGGGAGGUGAGGCUGGGGGAGGUGAGGCUGGGGGAGGUGAGGCUGGGGGAGGUGAGGCUGGGGGAGGUGAGGCUGGGGGAGGGCGGGCUCGCGCAUUCGCCUGCAGCACCUCCUGCUGGCAGCAACAACAGCAGCAGCACCGCGCGCAGCGGUGGGGUGGGCGGCGCGGGAGCAGGGAGGGUGGUGGGGGGAGGGCAGCAGCACCCUGUGUGGUCGGCGCUGGUGCCGCCCGUGUGUGCGGGGUGCGGUGCACCGCUGGGCUUCUCCCCUGCUCUCUCAUCCAUGGGGGGGUUGUGGCACCCGCACUGCUUCACUUGCCAGGCGUGCAAGCAAACCAUCUCAGAGAAACAAUUCAACAUCAAGGACGGCAAGCCCUACCAUGCAGCAUGCCACCGACAGCUCUUCCACCCCAAGUGUGCCGUCUGCCAGGACUUUAUCCGCCCCAACCCAGCAGGCAUGAUCAACUUCCGCUCGCACCCCUUCUGGGGCGACAAGUGGUGCCCCGCCCACAUGACAGACAGCACGCCCUCCUGCACCUCCUGCUCCCGCCUGCAGCAGUCUCGCGGUUCCCCGCCAUUUAUUGACCUGCCAGACGGGCGGCAUCUCUGCCUUGACUGCGUUGACUCCGCCGUGCUAGACUCCGCAGACUGCCGCCCGCUUUUUUCGUCUGUUAGCGCCUUCUUUGCUCAGCUGGGGAUGGCAGUGAGGCAGCACAUUCCAGUGCUGGCAGUGGAGCAGCAGGCGCUGAACGAUGCUCAGAGGGCUGAAAGAGAGGGCCUCGAGCAUGGGUCGCUCACGAGAGGUCUCUGCCUGUCAGAGGAGCAGACCAUUCAGAUGGUGGUGCGGCUGCCCGGCUCGCUCACCCACGCCUCCUCCUUCUCGGCAGUGGGGCAGCAGACCAUGACAGUGUCCCGCCACUGCGCUGUCACCGCCAUCCUCGUGCUCUAUGGGCUGCCCAGAGUGUUGACGGCGUCUAUCCUCGCACACGAGCUCAUGCACGCAUGGUUCAAGCUCGACGGGGGCUUCCGCCAUCUGCCUCCAGAGCUAGAGGAGGGUAUGUGCCAGGUCAUGGCGUAUCUAUGGCUGCAAACCCAAGCCCCUCCAACCCCACAUGCCCCAUCGCAAGCCCCGUCCCCACAAGCUCCAUCACAACAAGCCUCCUCCGCUGCUCCUCUGGCUCACGAGGCGCACAGCAGCUUCCAGCAGCGCUUUGCAGCGUUCUGCCUGCACUCCAUUGCCACUGAUGCUUCCCCCGUGUACGGCGACGGGUUCCGUGCCGCCCAUGCUGCUGUGCUCAAGCACGGGCUGCUGCCUACUCUCGAGCACAUUCGCGCAUACAGAACACUGCCCAGAGCAUAG
This is a messenger RNA of Closterium sp. Naga37s-1, 1803 nucleotides long. The record is from the annotation of a GenBank genome assembly. NCBI's taxonomy places the organism in Eukaryota, Viridiplantae, Streptophyta, Zygnematophyceae, Desmidiales, Closteriaceae.